Pseudogymnoascus destructans is the source of this 807-nucleotide messenger RNA. RefSeq lists its product as uncharacterized. The transcript has 5 exons. The record is from RefSeq and is a predicted model, not a curated record. Gene Ontology annotation, molecular function: protein binding. NCBI's taxonomy places the organism in Eukaryota, Fungi, Ascomycota, Leotiomycetes, Thelebolales, Thelebolaceae. Gene Ontology annotation, biological process: xyloglucan metabolic process. Bases 1 to 807 code for a protein of 268 amino acids.
AUGCGGCUUCUUGUUCCGUUCAGCGCGUUGGUUUCCACUGCAUUUGCUGCAUAUAAGUGGGACAAUAUCAAAAUUGGAGGAGGUGGAGGCUUUACCCCUGGAAUAGUUUUCAGCCCAAAGACAAAGGGAUUGGCAUAUGCCAGGACAGAUAUUGGUGGACUAUAUCGCCUGAACAGUGAUGAUAGCUGGACACCCCUCUCGUGGAUAUUGCCAAUGACGCAACCUGGAACUACUGGGGAGUCAGCGCACUGGGACCCGAACAACGGUGCAACCCUGAAGAGUACCGACAAAGGUAGCACGUGGGUUAAAACCGCUCUACCAUUCAAGCUUGGGGGUAACCAGCCUGGUCGUGGGAUGGGCGAGCCUCUCGCCGUGGACCCUAACGAUAACAAGAUCGUCUAUUUCGGAGCUCCAACUGAAAACGGCUUGUACAAAAUGGGUACAUUCCGUGAGGACCCAACUGAUACCUCUGGGUAUCAGAGCGAUAUUGUGGGCAUAACGUCUGUUGUCUUCGACACCACCUCUGCCACUCUCAAUGGAGCAACAUCUACAAUUUAUGUGGCAACUGCAGAUGUGACGACAUCCGUAUAUGUUUCCACGGAUGCUGGUGCAACAUGGAAAGCAGUUGCUGGCCAACCAACGGGACGCUUCCCGCACAGAGUGAAGCUCUCAGUUUCAGAGAAACUCUUGUACUUUACCUACAGCAACGUAGCUGGCCCGUACGACGCCGGCGACGGGACUGUCUACAAGUACAGCCUCUCAACUGGAGCAUGGACGAAUCACGCCCGCGUGGCAAGCUACGAAUAG